AUGGAGAAUGAGGCAAAGGUGACAGCUAAUACAAGUGAAGUAUGUAUACAGUUUGAUGGAAAAUGCGUGAUGGAUGAGGUUGAGAACCUUAUAGGUUUUGAUGUGCCAGGACGAAGCCUAGAUGCUUAUGCGAUUAUGAAAGAAUCUAUGGAGCGCUAUGAAUACACUAGUAAUUUGUAUAAGAUGUAUAUAUCAGCAUUCUUGAAGAUAUUGAAAGGCAAUGAGGAAGUUGAGGAGAUUAUGCAUGAUAUUCUAUCGAUGCCUCUAUUAAGAGAGAUAGAGUUUGGUCUUAUUAACUCGUUUAUUGAAGCAGUGAUAUGGAAGAUUGAUCAUGGAGAAUGUGUAGCAAGGUAUGAGGUGUUUGUGGAAGGGCUUUGUAGAAAAAUAGACAAAGAGAUAAUCAGGAAAGUUGCAUAUUGGCAAGAUGAUGAUGGAUUAAUGAAUAUGAUGUUUGACUUUUUGAUUCUAUCGUUGAGGCUAAUUGAAAUGUUUUUAGAACAGAAGGUUUGCACUGGUGAUCAGAUUCCCAAAGAGAAGCAAGAAAUAUACGGAUUUUCGAAUGAAUGCCUGUACGAGGCAUUUAUGAUAAUCAGCAAAGCAGGUGAACUGGAGGACGACCUUGUGUUUGUGUUCAAGACUGUGCUUUCGAUUGACUUGCUGGUAAGCAGAAGUGUCCCAGAAAGAAUUGAGGAGGUGUUAGGUGUGAUUGAGAGACUUCCUAUUUCAAACAAGAAUCUUGGAAGAAUUAUUGUACAGAUAACAGGUGUGUGUGCCCAUGAUGCUGCAGCUUUUAAAGGUCUAAUGCUUUCUGUAUUUACAACAAAUAGCCUGGUUGCAUUGAAUGCAUUUCAAAGGAAUGAGCUUAUGGAUGUGCUCGUUGAGAUAGCCAAUCGCAAUCCAAAAAGCGAAGGAUUAUCAGUGGGAAUGACAGACAUUCUCAAAACAAUUUUCUACAGGAUAAGAGACUCUGAGUCAAAUCUGAAAUACAAGAUGGUGUGGAACUUCUUAUUAUUUCUGUCUAAGGUUGUGAUUGAAAGAGAUGUCAAAGAGAUCAAUGGGUUUUUUCUGAGGUUUGCUGUGAGACAUCCAGAAACGAUUGAACUUUAUUCUGAAUUUGUUCUUAUCAACCGAAUUGAUUUUCCUGUACAUACGAUUCAUCAGAGCAUCAGACUUGGUUUUAUGCAGAGGUUCUAUCCAGUUUUGUUUGACAAGGUUCGGGCAGAGCAUCAUGAUGUGGGACAUGUUGAUGGCCUUGUUUCUGAGUUUCUGAAGUUUUUUGUAGCCACCAAAAACAAGGAUCUGAUUCAAGCUCUUUCGCUGGUUCCAUAUAUUCCUGUGAAAAGAGAGAUGCUAUAUGUGCUAUAUGAGAUAUAUUCAUUUGUGUUUGAAAAGUGUAUAUUUGAUUGCAUAGGAAACUUUCCUCUUAAGACGCCCGCGCUUGUUGGAAUAUCUUCAAGCAUAUACUACGAUGUAAAGCAUCUUCCUAGGCUUUCAAGGGAUUUGGGUGUAUCUGGUGUAGAGCCACGGAUGCUAGUGUUCCUUGGCAUUAUAUAUCACUGCGAGUCUAGGAAGCUCCAUAAUUUGAACUUCAGUGGGAUUCUUGAGUAUAUACAGGAUGAGGAUGGAAUAAGAAUGACCGGUGACGGCCUAGUGAAUGUAAUUAGACAUAUACACGAGGGAUAUGUAAGUAGAUCGCAUGCAUUCACUCUUUCAUAUGUAAAUUCACUAUUGGAGAUUGCGCAAAAACCAAAAACAAUAGAAACAACACUUGUGAUGAUUGAAACCAUUCUUAGAAAGCUGCUUGAACGAGACGAGAAGAUUGUUUUUACAAAGGAGAUUCAUCACAGAUUUCAACGACUUUUCGAAGCAUUUGGGUACAAGAAGUUUCUGAAUGUGUGUGUCAUUGAAUCGUAUAGAGAGCUCUACAAAACAAUUUUGGAAACAAUCAAAUGUGCACCUAACUUUUACAACUAUGUUAUUCUUUGCGUUGCAGACAUUUCUUUCUUUGAUAAGGAAUUUCCUAAAGGCCUGUUCAGGUCCUUCAAUGACUUGUAUAUCUACACAUUAUCAAGGAUGAAUGUGGUGGAAGGAUUCCCAGAUGUUUUUAUUGUUAACCAGAAAUCUAUGGCUAUAUCGAGUACAAGUGAGUCUAAUGAAGCAAUGGAUGGUAUAGAUGCAAAGCACAUUAAUAAGAUGAGCAUUACUGAUGCAGCGGAAAUGAGUUCAUGCAAACCUGAAGGUUGUGCAUCGCAUAUACAUAUCAAUCAAAUUAAAAAUGGAGUAGCGUUUGGUAAUGCACAUAACAGCAUAAAGUGUAACGAAAAAGAUAAUGUUUGCAUGAAAUCAGAUCAAUUGGAAGGCAUGAAUGAUUCAAUGAAGAGCGCUUCUAUUUCACAAGCAUCGUCUGGAUAUGCUAUAAAUAUAGAAAUACUUGACAAGAGCAUCAGGCAUCAGGAGAAAUCUGUUAUAUGGCUUAUUGACACCAUUUAUACAAGAAGAGCGCAAAGUAAUGUGAUAAGAAUGGCAUUAGAUUUGCUAAAGCUAAGAUUAAGACAGAUGUUUGAGUAUGAAGAUCUGUAUAUUCUCUUAAAGGCAUAUAACAUCUUGCGUAUUCGAGAGAAUGAUUCUGAAGGUUUUCUGAAGCAGGCGCUAUACCGAGGUUUAGAUUUCAAGACGGAUUCUAUGGUAUGCUACAACUUAUCUGUUGAAACAAAUGGAUUUUACCGAUUUUUCUUCCGUUCAUUGCACUGGGCAGUGUCUGGACAUGUGCCUGUGGAUAAUUUGAUGUUUCCUGAUCGUGCAGGGUUGUUUUUGAAGUUUGAUACGUCAGAUCUGAUAUACAUACAGAAUGCAUUUAGGCAGAAUAUGAUACAAAGGCUACUUGAAAAGUCUUCAGUUCCAUCAUACAGGUCGUAUUUUUUCAACAUGAACAAUCUCGAGGUGAUGGAUUGCCUUACGAUGAUACAAAGAUUGAAGGCGCCGUCUGCGAUGCAUGAUGUUUUUUUGCAGCUACAGAAACUUAAAAACGAGAUGUUCUUCUAUGUUCCUCAGCUUGUACAAGCACUUAGAAACAGAGAUGCAUUUGAAAAUGUUUCUUCAAUAAUCAAUAUGCUUGCAUCUGAUGAUUUUGUAUCGCAUCAACUUGUUUGGAACCUUAAAGCCAAUCUGUAUAACGAUGUGAACAUGAAGAUUAAGGAUGAUUGUCAUGAUGUAUUUUCGCGAUGUAUACAGCAAAUAUUGAACAACAUGUCAACCGAAGCAAAAGAAGUGUUUAUGAAUGAGGAGGAGUUUACUGCAAGUCUAUUGAGCAUCUCAUGUAAUAUUGCACCUUAUAUUAAGGCAUCUAAGGAUGAGAAGAGAAGAAGGAUUAAUGAGUAUCUCUCUUGUAUAAGCCUACGCCCUGGGGUUUACAUUCCGUAUUCACCUGAAUGGAAGAUUAUUGAGGUAAUCAAUGGAUCAGCAAGGGUUCUUCAGAGCCAUUCGAAAGUGCCUUUUGUGGUAUCUCUGAAGGUUCAGAAUGGAAGUGGGCAGGUUUGUGUGAAACAGCUGAUAUUCAAGCACGGUGAUGAUUGCAGACAGGACAUGCUUGCGUUGCAAAUAAUAUCAAUGUUUGAGUUGAUAUUCAAGCAGGCGAACCUGGAUAUUUUCCUGUGCCCAUACAAAGUGAUAGUCACGUCUUGUGGAACUGGGAUUAUUGAAGUGAUACCGAAUUCGAAGUCUCGCGAUCAGAUAGGCAGGGAGAACAUCAACAAUUUAUCAGAGUAUUUUGAAUACAAGUUUGGAUUUAAGGAAAGCGAAGGAUAUUUGUCUGCGUUGUACAACUUUGCAUCGAGCCUUGCUGGAUACUCGUUAGUUGUGUACUUCCUGAACAUCAAGGAUAGGCACAAUGGAAACAUAAUGAUAGAUGACAAAGGAAGAAUAAUUCAUAUUGACUUUGGAUACAUGCUUGAAACGUCACCUGGGAAUUUGAAUAUUGAAGCGCCGAUGAAGCUAACCAAGGAGAUAGAAGAGUUGCUUGGAGGUGUUUCUGGAAAGGGAUUUGAGAUAUAUCAAGAACUGAUGGUCAAAGGAUUUCUAGCAUUGAGGAGAAACAGUAAGAACCUGGUGAUGAUAGUAGAUUCGUUUGUCGAAAGCAAGCUGCCAUGCUAUAAAAAGAAUGCGGUUGAAAACUUUAUUCUACGAUUCAGACAUGAGUUAUCUGAUAAGAAUGCAAAGAGGUUUAUUAUGUCAUUGAUAGCAGAGUCAUCGCAGAAGUUCAGGACGUGGAUGUAUGACCAGUAUCAGAAGUUGACGAACAACAUUUCGUUCUGA
Messenger RNA from Ordospora colligata OC4, 4311 nucleotides. Its product is annotated as phosphoinositide 4-kinase. Gene Ontology annotation, cellular component: cytoplasm; plasma membrane. The record is from RefSeq and is a predicted model, not a curated record. The transcript has a single exon. Gene Ontology annotation, biological process: phosphatidylinositol phosphate biosynthetic process; phosphatidylinositol-mediated signaling. Gene Ontology annotation, molecular function: 1-phosphatidylinositol 4-kinase activity. NCBI's taxonomy places the organism in Eukaryota, Fungi, Microsporidia, Ordosporidae. Bases 1 to 4311 code for a protein of 1436 amino acids.